GUUGUAUCUCUGAGUCCAGAUAAUUCUAAUGGGAAAUAUGUGUAACGUAUGUAUUAAAUUAAGAAUUUGACUUUCGUGGCUUGUUGCUUAAUGUGAGGGAACGAUGGACGUAGGGAAUCAGCCGAUUAUCGAAGAAUGGGUACAAAAUCGCAGAGUGGAAUACCCGGCAGUGCCCUUCCAGUGUGACUCGAGCGAUGAGUGGACGUACACGAUGCGGCGCUCGAUGCAGGAGAUCGUGCCCGGGCUGUACCUGGGGCCGUACUCGGCUGCUGUGCGCUGCCGCCUCAAGGCGCUGCUGGCCCACGGUGUGACGCACAUUGUGUGUGUGCGCCAGGCCGUGGAGGCCCACUUCGUCCGCCCAAAUUUCCCCGACCAAUUCAAGUAUUUGGUGCUCGACAUAGCGGAUUCGCCUAACGAGAAUAUAAUACAGCACUUUGGCACAGUGCGACAGUUUAUUGACGAAGGACUGAAUGCCGGAGGGAAGGUGCUGGUGCACGGAAAUGCCGGCAUAUCGAGGUCUGCAGCUCUUGUGCUCGCCUAUGUCAUGGAGAAGUAUGGACUCAGCUGCAGUGCAGCAUUCGGCCUCGUGCAGCAGAGGAGGUUCUGCAUAAACCCGAACGAAGGCUUCUUGGCACAACUGACAGAGUUUGAGCCCAUCUAUCGGGCCCAGCAGACGCUCCGCAACGGUGAGGCAUCGACGCCGCGCUUCAAGCGGCCACUGGAUGAUGCGGGCUGUGAGCCGCCGCCGCCUCCGCCGUCGCCCUGCGCCCCUGCAGCUGUCACAAUGCGGUGAUUGCGGCCACCCGGCCGUCCCGGACAAUUUCCGGGCGGUACUUUGAGAGACGUGGACUGUGUCAUGUAAUUUGUGAAACCUCUGCAGUUAUUCGUUGCCAAUUGUUGUGACAUUAGCAGGAUUUUUCCACGGUGGCCAGAUAGUUGCUAAAUUAACAGCAGAUGUUAGUUUCGGCAUAUUCUCACUAUUGACGUGGCGGUCACUGGCUACAAUUAUAAUUAGCACGUGAAUGUUCUUGCUGUUCUAAGUGGGACCACAUGUUAAGAAUUUUAAGGAUAAAGCUUUUGUAAUGUUCUCAGAAGUAUUGUCGACGUCAUAUCCUUCUUGUUACGGAAAGACUGAACUGUACAGUAACUCACUGUAUUAGCACAUGGCUCUUCGGAGUCCCCUUAUGUCCAAUGCUUACUUGCAUUAACUUUGGAACAGAAUUUUUAAAUUAUGCUGCUUAUUGUCUCCACUGUAAAGGAGACGGCUCAUUAUUUAAAAGUUGAAUUACUGUCCAUUUGACUCUUACUAUUCUGUGGAGGUUUCUAAAAUUAUGUUAUUAAAGACCUAUCAUUUAUCCUGUUUUCAAAUCAGGAGAAAGGAAGCUGACCUUUUUUACCUCAGAAUUUAAAGUAUAAUUUGCUUUCGUGAUCUGUGUGUAUAGUUGUCAUUUUAAAAUUUCCCUUGUCGGUCAUAUUUAAAUUGCAAUAAUAGACUCCUAAAAAUAGUAUGAUAUACAUCAGCAUACACAAGAGUUGCCUCUGUCAAUUUCUAUUAACUGCCACUGUGUGCUGCAGUGCUUGCUCUGUAUUUAGGUAUGAAGUAUGUCUUCUGUUCCACCCUUGUGUAUAUUUUGCCAUCCAUUGAUUUUGUAUUUUCCCAUAGAUGUGCAAUAAAUUUAUAUAAAAGUUGAGAAA
Schistocerca piceifrons (Central American locust) is the source of this 1695-nucleotide messenger RNA. RefSeq names its product serine/threonine/tyrosine-interacting protein-like. The transcript is spliced from 4 exons. Bases 104 to 793 code for a protein of 229 amino acids. Gene Ontology annotation, biological process: negative regulation of SCF-dependent proteasomal ubiquitin-dependent catabolic process; negative regulation of protein binding; regulation of ERK1 and ERK2 cascade. The record is from RefSeq and is a predicted model, not a curated record. Gene Ontology annotation, cellular component: nucleoplasm; cytoplasm. Gene Ontology annotation, molecular function: F-box domain binding; protein tyrosine/serine/threonine phosphatase activity. Lineage: Eukaryota; Metazoa; Arthropoda; Insecta; Orthoptera; Acrididae.